AUGUACCAAUACCACAAUGGAUCCAUCGGAAAUUCCUUUUGAUAUGGAUCCUUCAGAACUUCUUUUUGAUAUCGAAGCUUACAAAAGACAAUCUGAAAUUGAAGAAAGGUAUAUCCUCAACCAGUUUAGAGAGCGUCGGAAGAAAAUCGAGGAAGACUAUCCACCUCGUAGCAAGAGGAGAUACCACAAAAGAGAUCAUGCAGCGGUAAAUCAAAGAUUGAUUGACGACUACUUUUCCAAUCAACCUACAUAUGAUGAUACAAUGUUUCGUCGACGAUUUCGGAUGCGGAAACAUGUCUUUCUCCGAAUUGUAGAGGACCUAUCAAGAAGUGACGAUUACUUCACUCAACGAUUUGAUGCAGCUAAUAAAGAAGGUAUAUCUCCACUAGCGAAAUGUACCACAGCCAUGCGGAUGUUAGCAUAUGGUAUGGCAGCCGACGCAGUUGAUGAAUACAUCAAAAUUGGAGGUACAACAGCUUUGGAGUGCUUGCGUAGGUUUUGUAAGGGAAUCAUACAAUUGUACGAGCAAGUGUAUCUGAGAGCCCCAACUGAAGAUGACCUACAAAGAAUUUUGCAUGUUAGUGAAAUGCGAGGGUUCCCGGGAAUGAUUGGGAGUAUUGAUUGCAUGCACUGGGAAUGGAAAAAUUGUCCUAAAGCGUGGGAAGGACAAUAUACUCGGGGAGACAAGGGAACUACCACAGUUAUUCUUGAAGCGGUUGCAACCCAUGAUCUAUGGAUCUGGCAUGCUUUUUUUGGAUGUCCAGGCACAUUGAACGAUAUAAACGUUCUAGAUCGUUCACCAGUGUUCGAUGAUGUUGAACAAGGAAAUACUCCAAGAGUGAACUUCUUCGUGAACCAACGACCUUACAAUAUGGCGUACUAUCUAGCUGACGGUAUAUAUCCUUCUUAUCCUACUUUCGUCAAAUCGAUUAGGCUUCCACAGAGUGAACAAGACAAGUUAUUUGCACAAGUUCAGGAGGGAUGUCGAAAGGACAUUGAACGUGCAUUCGGAGUGCUGCAGGCUCGAUUUAAAAUCAUUCGGGAACCAGCUCGCUUGUGGGAAAUUUCUGAUUUGGCUAUCAUAAUGAGGUCAUGUAUCAUAUUGCAUAAUAUGAUUGUUGAGGAUGAACGAGAUACAUAUGCUCAACUCUGGACCGAUUAUGAUCAAUCUGAGGCAAGUGGAUCUAAUGCCCCACAACCAUUCUCGACCGAAGUGUUACCUUCAUUUGCAAAUCACGUGCGUGCUAGAUCUGAGUUGCGGGAUUCAAAUGUGCAUCACGAACUGCAAACAGAUCUAGUCAAACACAUAUGGCAAAAAUUCAGCAUGUUCCGUGGUUAGAAAGAUUUCCAAGUUUGUGAGUUGUGUUUAUUGUACUAAUUAUGUUAUGUGUUUUAU
Messenger RNA from Brassica napus (rape), 1396 nucleotides. Its product is annotated as putative nuclease HARBI1. NCBI's taxonomy places the organism in Eukaryota, Viridiplantae, Streptophyta, Magnoliopsida, Brassicales, Brassicaceae. The record is from RefSeq and is a predicted model, not a curated record. The transcript has a single exon. The coding region runs from base 17 to 1339 and encodes 440 amino acids.